AUGAUUUCCACUUAUCGACGACAACUAUCAUCAGUUAUCAUCAUUUAUGUUAUAUUUGCAUUGACAAUUUUAAUUGUCAAUACAUUUGAACAUGUUCAUCCAAGAAUCAAUCAAAAAAUACUUAUUGAACCACAUAAUAUUAAUGCAUAUCCAGGUGAAACAAUACAAUUUCCUUGUAUUGUUUCAAAACAAUUUGAUGCUACUGUAACAUGGUGUUGGAAUGAUUUUUGUACAUUAGGUAAAGCACAAUUAGUUCGUCAUGAAAUAACAAAUAAUGGUUUGAUAAGUAUUUAUCAAUAUACAGCUUAUCCAAAAUUUCGAUUAAUUAUCAAUGAACGUCUUAAUCAUUAUAAUCUAUCGAUUACUGAUGUAUCAGAUAAAGAUGAAGGAAUAUUUCAAUGUCAAAUACAGAGAACAAUGUAUGCACAUGAAGCACGUUCAAAUCGUGUUCGCUUAACCGUUAUUGCACCACCUAAUGAUCAACCAAAAUUAUUAUUACCAAGUAUGCCCUUAAAACAAGGUCAAUCAGCAAAUAUAACUUGUUUAUCAUCAUCAUCAAAACCAGCAUCAAAAUUAAUUUUAUAUAAAAAUGAACAAAUUUUAACAACAGAAUUAUCAUCUUUAAUGUAUAUUUAUGAAUUAGAUAUAAAUACAAAUAAAAAUUUAACAAAACUUAUUUAUACAAUUAAAGAUCCAGAUAGUAGUUGGAAUAAUAUAAUUAUAAAAUGUAAACAAAUUUAUGAAUUUACAAAUCGUUCUCAAGUAGAUGUUGUAGCAAAAAUACAAGUUCAUUAUAAACCAAAAGCUCGUAUUGAAUCUCAAAAUCGUUAUCCAUUAACUGUUAAUUCAACAGCAACAUUUCGUUGUAUUGUUCAUGGUAAUCCUGAACCUCAAUUUAAAUGGUUUGCUAAUUCAAUCGAUUUAACAUCAUUAACAAGUUCAAUAAUAAAUAUUCCCUUAUCAAAACAUGUACAUAAUCACUCAAUUGGUUGUACAGCUAUAAAUUCAGUUGGUAUGACAAAUACAAGUAUUCGAUUAUUAAUUCGAUGUAAGUAUUUCUAUAUUUUUCAAAACAAUUUUUGCUCUUUCAGAACUUUCUCAAGAACAACUUGGUGAAAAACUUUUGAAACUUUCAGAAUAUUUCCGUCGAUGAUUGAAAAUUUUUCUUUGGCAGAUAGGAUCAAAACUAUCUAGAGACGUGUGUACUUGAGACUCAUGACAAUUAAAUUAACUGAGCCACUAUAAAAAAAAAAUACCAAUCGAAAAGCUUUUUUUCUGAAUGGUACUAAUUUUGUAAAAUAUGUAAAAGUCCGAAAGUAAAUAGUUUCAAGAAGAGAAAAAAAAUACAGUCGAAUUAGAUCGAAGUAUUCAUAAGACAAAGAAAUGUUGAGUGCAAGCGGCCGUAUCAUAUAGGAGAAAAUUUCAACUUUUCGUUUAAAAAUUUGAUUUUGAGAAAAACACAAAAAUUUGUGUGUUUUGAGUUUUUAAGCAUGAAAUUCAGUUUUUCGAGGUUUUUAUAUGGGAAAAAGCAGUUUUUUGACUUCCUAAAAUAUGUUUCUAAAGAGAGAACUUAUUCAACUGUUAGAUGGCGCUCAACCCUAUAUUUUAGCUACGAGCAGAACUCAAUGAAACUGAGAAAACCCUAAAUGAGUUCUGGUUUAUGUAUUAUCAAGCCAAAGGUAUGAACGUUUUAAUAGAUUUUCAGUCUCAGACCCAACUAUUAUUACGAGAUUUCCAUCUGAAAUUUGUCCCAUAAACAACUCACAUUGUCAGUAGAAUAUUCUAAAAUUUGCGAUGCAAACGAAUGUAUUUUUUCUUGAAAUAUCGACUUAUCUAAGAGAACUUGAUUCUAUGACUUGUCUGCCAAUAUAUAAACUCUUAUUGGAUACUUGAUAUCUCAAGGAGAAUACAUUUGUUUGCACUGAAAUUUCCAGGAUAUUCUAGUGGCCAUGAGAUUUCUCUAUAGGGCAAAUUUUAAAUGAAAAUCUCGUAAUUAAGUUUUCCAU
Molecule: messenger RNA, 2006 nt
Organism: Rotaria sordida
Lineage: Eukaryota; Metazoa; Rotifera; Eurotatoria; Philodinida; Philodinidae
Source: the annotation of a GenBank genome assembly